Calidris pugnax (ruff) is the source of this 4512-nucleotide messenger RNA. RefSeq names its product sprouty RTK signaling antagonist 1 (gene SPRY1). Gene Ontology annotation, cellular component: cytosol; membrane. The record is from RefSeq and is a predicted model, not a curated record. NCBI's taxonomy places the organism in Eukaryota, Metazoa, Chordata, Aves, Charadriiformes, Scolopacidae. The transcript has 3 exons. Gene Ontology annotation, biological process: multicellular organism development; negative regulation of MAP kinase activity; negative regulation of Ras protein signal transduction. The coding region runs from base 2273 to 3226 and encodes 317 amino acids.
CUUUGUGCAAGCCUCGUGUUUGUCCUCCCUGCCCCCCCCCUUCCCCCCAUAGUCUUGAGCUAUCUGGUUUUCAGCUUUUGGAUAAUUUCCUUCCUUGGGUCUUGGGGGUGGCAUGAAUUAAAAUAUAUCUGCAUGUAUGAAAUGUAUCUAAAAUCAUAUUUCCACUGAUACCUUAAGCUCCUGAAGAUUCUACUAAACUUACCAAUCACACAUGAUGCUAAAAUUACUCUAUACUGGAUAAAAUGGAAUAGCCAUGUAGGACAUGUUUUGUUUCUCUGCAGGUGACCCUGUCUUUAAAUGAAAAUUGUGGGUAUUUUUUACCCAGGCUGCUUUCCCCACAUCUAGAACCUGCGGAUCUGUAGGAAGGUUUCCAGGCGAGGGUUCAGGAAAGUCACACUGCUCUCCCAGUCGGCUCUUCUCGCAACAACUUUGGAAGUCAUUUCUCCCUGGCAGAUGAAGUAAUAUUAGCUAACUUGCUAAAAGAGUUAAGAAUUAAUAUAAAGUCAUGAAGACAUCAUCGGUGCCUUAGUAGAGUAUCGCAGACAGUUAGUACAGCAGCUAAAUGUGAAGUCUACAGAGGCAGCUCUUGGAGGAAGAAACAGACUUGAUGAGAAAACAAGUAACUGUGUGUAUCUGCAGGGGAAAUGUGAAUGUGCCGGUCGCCUCUGUGGCAAGUGAGCAGUGAAAAAUGGUGAGAUGUGCUGUGGCCUGCCCUUAGGAGAGUGACAUUUCGCCUCUUGUUGGGUGCCUUUACUGAUGUGUUGUCUUUCCUACAGCUUUUCCUCCAUGCUAUUUGUCUUCAAUUAUGUUUUUGACAGCAAAAGUUGCCUUGCUAUUCUUCACAGCAAAAGCAAGAUAGCAUUAAAAAAUACCACCUGGGAAGGCCAAAAAAAAAUCUCAUGGAUUCUAGCCAAGUUGCACCCCCCAAGUGUUUCUCACCAGUCCCAAAUUGAGCUUUCAGUGAGUCAGAAAUAGCUGGCAUGUGUCACUGACCUGGCCACCAAACCCUGUGUCUCCAGCUGCUCACCAGGCUCGGGAGGACAACCCAAGGAAAACACCGGCUUCUUUGAUAGGGUGCAAGACAUGGGGCAGGGGGGAAGCGUGUUCUCAAACCCUCAACUUGUUCUACAAACCUUUGCAUUUUCUUUCUUGUUCAUUCGUGCUGAAUUUGGGCAUGGACCAACCCCCCAGCUCUGCAGCAUUUCCCCUGUACGUUGAUUCAACGUUCAAAUGUGCGUGAAGCAGGUUCACCUUGAGGUUCGUCCCUUUGUUCUCAGAGGUUUGCCCGGCUGCUGCCUUUUACUAUCUCUUCUGCUUCUAAGAAAAACUGAUGUUAUCUUCUAAAGAGAAAACUCGAGAUUGCAUUGCGACUGAGGAUUUCCUGUGUGCUGAUCCCCAGACAGCGCAGUGAUGGCAAGGACCAGCUCUACGUGGCUGCACUUCUCCAGAGAACUUUAAGAACAGUCCUUGCACAGAAGCUGAAGAAAUCCCCAGCUGCUGGUGCCUUUGAUCUCAGAUAAAGGUCAACCUGUCUAGCCAAAAGUGUGGUGGGAAAUGCUGCCUCACAUCAUCCUUCACUUUCUCUUCCGUACCCUGAAGUGAUUCACAGCCCCUUUUUGGGGUAAUGCACAGCAUUGUCCCCACAGCACCUGUGGGGUUCACUGCAGCUCUUUGGAAUAGCUUUAUUUCAUCUCACGCACCAGCCAGCUUAAGAUAGGACCACCAAGAUUUUUAAUGAGCUGCUCAGAAACCUUCCUUUUAAAACCAUUACUCCUCAUCCUAUCGCUCCACUCCCUGAUAAAGAGUCCCUCCCCAUCCUUCCUGUAGCCCCUUUAGAUACUGGAAAGGGCUAUAAGGUCUCCUUGGAGCCUUCUUUUCUCCAGGCUCAACAACCCUGAUUAUUGGAGUUUGCUGUGGUGGGGGUUUUUUUAAUAUAUAUAGGCCUACCAGUGUAAGUGUUAAAUAUUCAGUUCUACUGGUCUUAUCCCAACAAGUACAUAUAGUUUCCUUGCACUGAGAGUCUCCAAGGCUCUCUUGAGUGCACUGUGAGUUCCUGAGCCUCCAAACACCACCAACCCGCCAUGUUCCACCCAGUGCAACAGUGAAGUUGCCAAGGCACAAAGCUUCGGGGAGCUGCAGGUCCCAGCUGUUCCUCCCAACACCCACCUCUGCAGGAUGAUCGCUGCACAGCUGGCAGGGAACAUACACGUUCUCAAGGAUUUCAGAUGCAUGCCAGGUUCCCACUGAAUGCCAGAAGUAGAGAUCACUACAGAUGGAGCCCCAAAGUCAACAUGGCAGUGGUGGUUCACUAGUGGUGAUUCAGCAGCCCUCCUUGGACAGCCGGCAACGGUUGGACUAUGACAGAGAGAGCCAGCCGACCACGAUCUUGUCACUGGACCAGAUCAAGGCCAUCAGGGGCAGCAACGAAUACACCGAAGGUCCAUCUGUGGUGAAAAAGUCUGGUCCGCGGACAGCACCGAGGCAAGAGAAGCAUGAAAGGACUCACGAAAUUAUACCAAUUAAUGUGAAUAAUAAUUAUGAACACAGACCCAGUCACGUGGCACACCAGCAUAACGCAAGGGCUCCCGUCUUGAGCAGGUCGACCAGCACGGGGAGCGCGGCGAGCUCCGGGAGCAACAGCAGCGCUUCCUCGGAGCAAGGACUGCUGGGGCGGUCCCCUCCGUCCAGGGCGGGCUCCGGCCACAGGUCCGAUCGGACCAUCCGGACGCAGCCCAAGCAGUCGUCGCUGAUCGUCGAUGACCUGAAGGGUCCUUUGAAAGAGGACUUGACGCAGCACAAGUUCAUCUGCGAACAGUGUGGGAAGUGCAAGUGCGGGGAGUGCACGGCCCCCAGGGCCCUCCCGUCGUGCUUGGCCUGCAACCGGCAGUGCUUGUGCUCCGCGGAGAGCAUGGUGGAGUACGGCACCUGCAUGUGCUUGGUCAAAGGGAUCUUCUACCACUGCUCCAACGACGAUGAAGGGGACUCUUACGCGGAUAAUCCCUGCUCUUGUUCCCAGGCACACUGCUGUUCUAGGUACCUGUGCAUGGGAGCCAUGUCCUUGCUUCUGCCCUGCUUGCUCUGCUACCCGCCCGCAAAAGGAUGCCUGAAACUCUGUCGAGGGUGUUACGACCGCCUCAAUCGUCCAGGCUGCCGAUGCAAGAACUCCAACACAGUCUAUUGUAAACUGGAGAGCUGCCCCUCACGGGGUCAGGGCAAGCCCUCAUGAUUUUUGGAGGGAGGUUUAUUUCCUCCAACUUCAGUUUUUCAGGUUGUAGCUGAUAUUUUUUUUUCCCCUUCCCUCCCUCCCCUGCUCCCCCCUCCGUUUGCGGGGGGACGGGGCUGUUCUUUUGCUUUCCUUUCUGUCUCCCCAACUUCAAAUACACAAGUUCUUCCUUGUGCAUCUUUGCUCUCCUCUUCCCAUUGACUUGGCUGAGUGUGGAGCUUUUUACGUAGUCAUUGCUGCUCUUUGGUAAGUGUGGACCUGGUAUCUGCAUCUGCCACCCGCGUGGGCAGGGUCUUUUGAGUUUGUAACUGAACCACUCCUGAAAGAGACGGUGAGGGCUCACUGGGCUCUUGAAGCUUCUUGCUCUGUGAAUAUCUUCCCAAAGAUGUUUUUUGUUCUCAGCAAAUUUUUAUCUUCUUUUUUUUUUCUUAACCCCCUGGGUACCAAGGAAGAAUAACUUUCAUGAGUGAGCUGGAUUUUGAAAUAACUUUGUGUGUGUGCUCUUUCUGGAGAGGGAUGUAAAAUAAAGGCUUUACCAAAUGAAAGGCCUGACUCUUCUGUAAGCAGCCUGCUUUUUUUUCUUUUUUUUUUUUUUUUUUUUUCCGCCCUUUUUUUCCCCCCUUCCCUUUCUUUUUGUCUUAACUUUUGGAACAUUCUCAGUCCUGAGAAUUACCCUGCCUCCUCCUUUUUACAUUUUCAAUGUAACUUCAGUUUUUGCUACACUAUGUAGAUCUUCACAUUGGAGACAUUAUGGCUGCAACAUACUCAUUUGUUUCUUUUGCUGUCAAGUCUUUGAAGGAUAUUGCUCACUCCACCCUUCUACUCCCGUUUUUAUAGUCUGUCAGUAUCAGUUGAUAUUAAAGUUGGUGGUGUUCAUAUAUCCAAACAGCCUUCAGGUGUCAAUGAGUCACCUAAACGUUCUUGAAUACUUAAACUUUCUUGUGCUCCUUUGGUUUAGUGAAUUUAGCUCUGCUCUGUACUUUAUAAUUUUAUUCUGUCCCUGUUUUAUUGCCUUAGCCACAAAUUGUGGUCCUUUUUUGUAUAUUUUAUGUAUAAAACACAAAGUUGAAUCCCAACUAUUUUUAAGACAAAAGUCUGUUAAAACUUUUUUUAUUGUAAAGAAUAUUUAUUAUGUGAAUCUCUAUUAUUUUAUGAUAUUUAUUGCAAAAGACUUUGAAAAUGUACUCAUGUCUGAAUAUAACAAAAUAUCAAUACUUAACGAAAUAAGGAUGACACGAAGAAAGUACAUAUGUUAACUAUAAUGCAGAAAAUAUAUUAAUUAAUGAAAA